Messenger RNA from Penicillium soppii, 4779 nucleotides. RefSeq names its product WD40 repeat domain-containing protein. Gene Ontology annotation, molecular function: transcription factor binding. NCBI's taxonomy places the organism in Eukaryota, Fungi, Ascomycota, Eurotiomycetes, Eurotiales, Aspergillaceae. The coding region runs from base 1 to 4779 and encodes 1592 amino acids. The record is from RefSeq and is a predicted model, not a curated record. The transcript is spliced from 5 exons. Gene Ontology annotation, cellular component: nucleus. Gene Ontology annotation, biological process: positive regulation of transcription by RNA polymerase II.
AUGAUUGCAUGUACCGAAGAAGUGGUCGAAUUGACGUGGAAUAGGGGCUUGGUAAUAGAACCAACACCCUCGAGGGCCGUCAAAGCAAUGGCACCGCCAACAUUUACUCCACUGCGUUUCGAGCCCUGCGCUUCAACAGCAUCGUUUUUCCUAUAUGCCCAAGGAUCGACGGUUUUAUGCCUCCAUCAUGACACAUUGGCAAUUGAACGCAGAUUCCAAAGCCACCGGGAAGAAAUCGAGUUUAUCUCAGUGGAUAAUGUUAGUGAUCGGGGUGCGGGGAGAUUCGCUGUCAGUUACGACGCAGGGAAAACGGCCAUUGUUUGGGACAUAUUGAACGGAACCGAAAUUGCUCGAUUCACUUCAGGCGAAAGCCUGCGGAUAGCUACAUGGAUGCGCAAUGGCAAUAUUGCAUUUGGCAAUGCCCAGGGCGAAGUAAUCUUGUUCGAACCAAAUGAAUCAGACCAUAUUUCUGUGCGCACAAUUUUCGACCCGAUCACAGCUCUUGCUCCUGCUGCAGAUAAUCGCACUUUUGCAAUUGGGUACCAAAAUGGAUCUAUAUUGAUUGCUACUCUCUCUCCCCAGUUUCAAUUUACUAUUCUUCACACUUUACCCACUUCUCGUGAACCGUCCCCAAUAAUCUCCCUUGCAUGGCACGCAUCCUCAUCGAAGCAGAAAUCAGAUAUGCUAGCAACACAAUCAUCAAAUGGAGAUUUACGAGUUUGGAGUGUGGCAAAGCCUCCAGGGAAGGAGUCACCUCGUGUUAUUAGGGUAUUGAAACGUUCGGAUUCGAAUUUAUCUGAUCCGAAAUGGAUGGGAUGGUCUAAGAACGGAAGGCUGGUACAAUAUUUGGAUGGGGAAACAUGGGCAUGGGAUGUUCGGACAAAGCACGUUACCUGCGAGCCAAUUCCAACGAUAAACGGCGUGCGAGGAAUUGCAAACUAUGGCUCUACAGCGACUUUAUUCACACUCGGUCCUCAGAACUCAGUGCAGCAGUAUGAUGUGGACAAACCAGAAAUGGUCGCAAAUGUGCAACAUCUUCCAGUUACUCCUCGACCUGACACAGCAGAAGGCAGUCGAUCACGGAAAAUUUCCCCGCGGCACUUACAAACUGCUCCUCAUAUUAGCGAAAAAUCGAGCAGUGGUAGAAGCACGCCAUUUGACCCAACCAGAAUUGACAACAUCCGGCAAGAGAAGACCAUAAAUAGCCCUGCUUCAUCGAGAAGUCGAACAGAAUCGGGCAGCUCGAAGGCCUCAUCUGGGAAGUAUGAAGAGGGGCGAAUUCCGCCGCAAAAUCAUGAUAGUCAGAGUGCAACUACAUUUUCCAUAACAUCGGCUGGUCUGGACACACCACAGGCCUCUGCUUCUUUUGCUUACCCACCUUCCGUUUCAAUCCCAUCUGUCAGAAGCUCAAGGGCCGCAUCACGAUUGCGAAAUGAGGUUCAUCUUAGUCCAGCCGAGAAGAACGUUGUGGAUCUUUUCCCAUUUACCCGUGCUCGCUUGAACGACGUGCCCUACAAACAGCAACCAUCCAUGAACGAAGCCAGUCUUACAUCUGAUGAUCUACGACGGCGGAUGUUGAGCGUGGUCUUUGACUGGGAUGGAAAUAUCGAAGAUCUCAUCACGGACGAACUGAGCCGCCACGCUGAAGGCAGUCAAAGCGCAAUUCUCCUAACACAAUGGCUUGGUGAGAUAGAUAGUGAUGAAACGGCCUCUAUGAUCGGCCCUGGACAGGUAACGACAUCGGACUGGAUGAUUCUUGCAUUAAGUCAGAUGAGUGGCCAAGCCCAGGCGAACAAGGUUGGACAGGCAUUUGUGCAAAAGCUGCUUGAGAUCGGAGACAUACAUACCUCUGCCGCUAUUUUGCUCGGCCUCGGGGACAUCAAUGAUGCAAUUGAGGUCUACGUGUCUCGAAACCACUUCAUGGAGGCUAUACUGAUGAUAUGUCUUUUUUUCCCGUCUGAUUGGCAACGCCUGUCACAUCUUGUUCGUCGUUGGGGGGAGCAUGUUGUCACACAUUCUCAAAAGCAGCUUGCGAUUCGCUGUUUCAUGUGCACCGGGGAGGAGCCAUCCGAGCCAUGGGCCUCCCCAUCUGCCCAGCGAACAACUUUUGCGGAUCAAACUAACGAUUCAAAUGCGAGGUUUCCGCCAACUCAGCGGAGGUCUCCAUCCAGUCAGAAGAUUAAGACGCCAACUUUGAAAGUGAUUACUUCCUUCAAUGACCAACCUAAGCUCGAUGAUCGCACACCAACAAACGCAAUGGGAGUCACGCCAAUUGCAGAUUCCGCUCACCCUACAUCUGCUUACCCUACCACGACUUUAUCUCCAGGCGGCUUUGGAUCAUAUAAAUCGAAUAACAUUCAAAGUCUGAACCAUGCAAUGUCACGACCCAACCGCCGUCGUCUGCCUUCAAUAGGAGAAACACCAGUGGAUGUGCAACCUCCCAUUUUCUCAAGGAAGUAUUCUGACAAUCGAAAUGAGUACAAUCAAAAUGAGUACAGCUCAACUUCUGAGGCUGAAAUGAGUGGGCAAGAUUACAGUCAAGAUGAAAAGGAGGACUACACCGGUCUCACUUUACCACCUGUGACACACAAUCCGUACACUCCCCAAACUGCUUUCCGAGAAAAACCCACCAAAGGACUUCCCUCGCCGGCUGCCGGUGUGUUUGAGGCUCUCACAAACGAUGACCACCGCAAUGGAUCCCGCGACCGAAAGCCAGAUGGUCUUCAACUCGAAUUAUUGGAGGGUCAGCAAGAGCACCAGGGUCACUCAGAUCUAAUCCCUAGCGCCAAAAGCAUCGCUUCAACAAUCAACAGUUACUCAUCGACCAGGAGCCCAAGUGUCAGUGGGCGAAGUAUCGAUCAAUAUAUCAGUAGCUUAGACGAAGCAAAUUAUCAUGCGCGGAAGUUACGUCCCGUUACCCCCGGCCGUGGAAGAAGAACCCCCACCUCUGAGGACAGAGCUGGAAAGAGUUCACGUAUCCAGCACCAAUCGCGUUCAGGGUCUCAGGGUGCUCGGGGUAGGAACGACCGUCGAUAUAUCCAACCCGCGAAGCGCUCCCCUUCUUCGCCGGUUCCGAUGUCUAUGACACACGAAGAGCUAGCUCGAUAUGGCACUGCAGAACUUGAGAAGCCGAUCGAGUCAAGCAACUCCAAGUCACGCACUAGAAGUUCAAGCAAGAUGAGAAGGCCAGAAUCCAGGAGCCGCCAGCGCUCUUCUAGUCGCCAAACAGCAAGCCGUGUUCCCAUGGAAACACGCGAUGCCUCGAUUCGGGGCCGCAGCGAUGAGAGACAACAUCCCGGUGCUCGGUCACCUUCAUCACCCCUUCCCAUGUCACUUCCCAUGACCCUCCCCACGGACGAAUCCUCUCGGGAUGUCAAUAAUCCUUUGAGACUUGUCGAGGGUAACCAAAAGAGAUUGCGAUCUCGCCACCGUAGUGCCAGUCGACGAGGCGUCGAGAGGGCCACAAGUACAAGAAGAGAAAUGUCUCCUGAAUCCAGACACAAACCAUCGAAGAGUCUUUCUGUGAUUCAGCCAGGGAGUUCGGCAGAUUCAUGGUCACAGAAACCAGAACCAGAGCGGUUGAGCAGCAAGGUCUUCGGUCAAGGAGACAGUUCUGAUGCAUUCUCCAAUGGACAGCCAAGCUCAAGCGCCAGUUAUUUCCAUGACAUCCUAUCCCCAACAGUCUCGGUUAUCAGCCUUGCAGAAACAAGGCGAAGAGAGUUUGCCGCGGCGGAACUGGAAGCCAGGAGAUUGUCUCUUGCGCGCAAACAAUCUUCACCGAACAUUCCUUUCCCGGGUCAAGAAGCGCAGGGCAUGGGUGAAAGUACCCCACCGUUUUCUAGUGGAAGUUUCGACUUCAUAAGAGACCCAUCGCGAAACAUGUUUCCACAGAGCAAAACUCUUCCCAAUUACCCCAGCAGCCCUGAUUCGCGCCCCGGACUGCCUUCAAGAUUCCCAGAAACUCCUCGUGCUAUGCGCCAUCCCAAGUAUGGAAGCAUGGGGCAAGAUGAACAGCGACCUCCUUCUGUCCCGAAUGUUCCCACAGACGACAGUCUUUUUCUUAGCAGUGCCCGCUAUCAAAGCGAUGCUGAUAGAAUCGGACGGUCCAUGUCCGUCCCGGUACCAGAAGGGCAGCGACACGCCAAUGCAAUCACGCUGUCCCCCGAUCUUCCCACGCAUCCUCGAUUUAAUCCAGCCCUUCCUCGCAGUCGAUCCAGUAGCCGAAAUCGUAACAUGGGUCACCGUCGUACCAGCUCAGGCGGCUAUACUGGCUCUCCGAAUCUCCAAGUGAGCAUCGAAGAAACCAUCGAGCAUGCCAUGCAGACAGGAGCUUCAGCACAUUACGAGGACACUUCGCGUCCACCUAUCAUGCUUCCCGAGCUCCAGCACCUCAACAAACCUCCUCCUCCUCCCCCUCCCCCUCCGCUCCUUGCAACGCCUUUUUCGCACCGCGAGUCCUCCGCAACGAUCGACAUCGCCGUCGACAACAAUGAGUUCGGUCGUCUUCUCCCUCGAGCCAUGACCGCUGCUCCAGCCCUGAAUGUUGGCAACGCAGACCGGCGUGCAGACCGGCGCAACUCAAUCAACGAAAGCUUCUCGAACAAGCUGCGCAACUUGACUCGUAUGCGCAGCAACAGUCGCAGCGUCGAGCCUGGGACGCAAAGCCGUGAGAUCGAGAUAGCUCCGUAUGAGAGCUUGCAGCCGCAUGUUGUUGGAUCAGAAUCCAACUACAUUCUACCAAGUCAAAGCUACAAUCCGCCAAAUCCAAACUUUCUUUAG